GGCCCGGCUCAGCCGCUGCCCCGCCAUGAGCGACAAGGGCGAGCUGGACCUCACCGGCGCCAAGCAGAACACGGGCAUGUGGCUGGUGAAGGUCCCCAAAUACUUGUCACAACAGUGGAGUAAAGCUUCAGGAAGAGGUGAAGUGGGAAAACUAAGGAUUGUCAAAAAUCAAGGAAGAACGGAAGUGUCAUUUACUUUGAAUGAAGAGCUUGCAAGCAUCAGUGAUAUUGGAGGAAAGCCUGCUUCAGUCAGUGCACCAAGGGAACAUCCAUUUCUUCUGCAAAGUGUGGGAGGACAGACCUUAACAGUGUUCACAGAAACUUCAGUAGAAAACCAAUCAGAAGAAAAAUCAGAAAGCGGCAGUGCUGAUAAACUUGCCUUGGAAGGAAUAGUGGUGCAACGUGCUGAAUGCAGACCUGCAGCUAGUGAAAAUUAUAUGAAGCUGAAAAGAUUACAGAUAGAAGAAUCCUCUAAACCUGUAAGGUUAUCACAGCAGCUGGACAAAGCUGUAACCACAAACUAUAAACCAGUGGCUAAUCAUCAGUAUAAUAUUGAAUAUGAGAAGAAGAAGAAAGAAGAUGGAAAACGAGCUCGAGCUGAUAAACAGCAGGUGUUGGACAUGCUUUUUUCAGCCUUUGAGAAACAUCAGUAUUACAACAUUAAAGACCUGGUGGACAUAACCAAACAGCCAGUGAUAUACUUGAAAGAAAUUUUGAGAGAAAUAGGCAUCUACAAUGUGAAGGGGACCCACAAAAACACGUGGGAGCUGAAGCCAGAAUACAGACAUUACCAAGGAGAAGAAAAGAGUGAUUAACAAAGACAUUUAUGAUGUAAGAGUGAUUGCACUGAGGGAACUGUGGUGUUUACAGACAGGACUGAGCACAGUGCAAUUCUUCAAUUAUAAAGAUAAAUUAAAGCAGCUGAUACUUUGUAA
This is a messenger RNA of Sturnus vulgaris (Common starling), 934 nucleotides long. RefSeq names its product general transcription factor IIF subunit 2 (gene GTF2F2). The record is from RefSeq and is a predicted model, not a curated record. Gene Ontology annotation, cellular component: transcription factor TFIIF complex. Gene Ontology annotation, biological process: transcription by RNA polymerase II; transcription initiation at RNA polymerase II promoter. NCBI's taxonomy places the organism in Eukaryota, Metazoa, Chordata, Aves, Passeriformes, Sturnidae.